Triticum dicoccoides is the source of this 1005-nucleotide messenger RNA. RefSeq names its product thylakoid lumenal 17.4 kDa protein, chloroplastic-like. The record is from RefSeq and is a predicted model, not a curated record. The transcript has 3 exons. NCBI's taxonomy places the organism in Eukaryota, Viridiplantae, Streptophyta, Magnoliopsida, Poales, Poaceae. Bases 107 to 793 code for a protein of 228 amino acids.
CCCUUUCCCGUCACCACGCCGCGCGCGCCGCACACGUACGUACAGACCCACCACCCCCUCUCUUCUCCUCUCAGCCAGGCAGCCGCGUUCCCCGCAUUGCAUUGACAUGGUCUCGUCUUGCCUCGCCUCGCCGGCCACUGCGCGCGGCGGCUCUGCUCUACGUCUGCAGCUUCAGCCGAGGGGGUGCCGCGUGACGUGCUUGGCCGACGCGGGGGGAGCCGGGAGCGGCGGCCGCGCCAAGGCCGUGGGAGGAUUCGCGUGCGGCUUGCUCGCAGCCUGGGCCGUCGCGUCAGCCCCCAGCCCGGUCAUCGCCGCUGGCCAGAGGUUGCCUCCACUGUCAACAGACCCAAAGAGAUGCGAGGCUGCAUUUGUUGGGAACACAAUUGGUCAGGCAAAUGGGGUGUAUGACAAGGUGCUUGAUCUCCGGUUCUGUGAUUUCACAAAUGACAAAGAUAAUCUUAAAGGCAAGACUCUGUCUGCGGCUUUGAUGUCAGGCGCAAAGUUUGAUGGUGCUGACUUGACAGAAGUUGUCAUGUCCAAGGCCUAUGCUGUUGGUGCAAGUUUCAAAGGCACGAACUUCACGAAUGCAGUGAUAGACCGUGCCAAUUUUGGAAAAGCCGACCUCGAAGGUGCAAUCUUCAAGAACACCGUCUUGUCGGGAUCAACCUUCGAUGAAGCUAAUAUGAAGGACGUCGAUUUCGAGGACACACUCAUUGGCUACAUUGACCUUCAGAAGCUUUGCAGAAACACCAGCAUCAAUGAAGACACAAGAUUGGAGCUGGGAUGCAGAUGAUUCAAUCAUAGCUGCACUUAUGGCAGCAUCGACAUCCAUCGUCCGGUAAAGAUUAGUAAGUCAGGUCUGUUAUAGAGCACCAGCAGGAUGACAACCCCCCUCCCCCCUCUGAAAAUAUGUAUGUACAAGCUUUUGUAUACCGUAAAUAUCAUACCACAGCUGCACUCUGUGCAAACACAACUUACAGCAAAUGAAAAACCUUAUGCAUUUCA